AUCAGCGAAGAACACAAGGGACAUUCAGGCUCCAGCCAUUGAGGUACUUUGAGAUUAUCUUUCUUUAAAGCAAUGGACUUCUUCGAAUGGAAUCCAUAUGGAAUCCAGAAGUGAACUCCAAGCCUGGAAAAAUAAAUUCUAGUCCUUGCAACCUCUAAAUGUAACAUAUAUAAACAUGACAACAAGCAAGCUGACACCCAUAGCUUCACAAGAGAAAACCAAGAUGAAUUCAAAUCUUCUUUUCUUCAUCAUCUUCUGCACUUCCAUCAGUAUCUGCCUGGCAGAUAUUGGUAACCUCUAUGAUGCUUGUCCAACCAAUAUGACUGCAAAACAAACCGUGUUCAUCAACGGUUUUCCUUGCAAGAAUUUUUCCCGCAUCAUUGCUCCAGAUUUCAAGACUUCAAAGCUAAACCAUGCAGGAGAUACAGACAACUUUCUUCGUUCCUCAGUAAACAUAGUCACUGCUGCAGAUUUCCCAGGCCUGAACACUCUUGGCCUAUCAAUAGCCAGAACUGACCUUGAAGUGGAUGGUAGGGUAAUGCCUCAUUCCCACCCUAGAGCCUCUGAGUUAUUUUUUCUUAGCAAAGGUGUUGUGCUUGCUGGUUUCAUCGACACCAACAACACCCUUUUCCAAUCAUUCAUCAAGGCAGGAGAUGUCAUCCUGUUUCCCCGCGGUCUGUUCCAUUUUUGCGUGAAUGCAGGUUUUGAGCCUGUUACUGCAUUCUCGGUACUGAACAGCCAGAAUCCAGGUGUGGUGAGCAUUAGUGGUGCCAUGUUAGAGACUAAUUCAGAACUGAUAGACAAUAUUACAAGGAGAUUGAUCUCAGUUCCCCCGUCUGAGCUUAAACGCAUCAGCAAUACCAGUCUGGCUAAAUUUUCAAGAAUUCACACUCAGUAAAGCCUUAGAACAUUGUGUUGAUACAUAGUUUCCUGCAUAUAGCGCUUUAUUGCCAUUGGUAUUAGCUUGAACAUUGGUGUGCAACAUGAGUGAUAAAAUACACUCUUUGAUUUAAGGUCCAUUUGAGAGGCCGAUUGGAGGGCUCUCCCCGUAUCAGAGGGUGCAUUUUGUAGCCGAACCUCUUAAAGUGCUUAAUUACUUCAAUGGUUUGAUAUUUCAGUUUGUAGUCAUACUUUUAAAUAUAAGAUACAAAGAAUGUUCUUGGAUUGCCUUUGCAUGUAUAGUAUAAUAUUAAUUUUUGCUUGUAUUUUGAGCCCCAAUUAAACAAAUGAAAAAUAAACAAAGUAUGAUAUUAUCGUUUUUGUUUGUUGUGUUUUGAUUACAGUAAUUU
Molecule: messenger RNA, 1289 nt
Organism: Durio zibethinus
Lineage: Eukaryota; Viridiplantae; Streptophyta; Magnoliopsida; Malvales; Malvaceae
Product: RmlC-like cupins superfamily protein
Molecular function (GO): manganese ion binding
Source: RefSeq, a predicted model, not a curated record